CUGUACCCGACAGACUCUUUCAAUGAAAAUUACAUCUUUCUGCAGGGGAAGGGGUGAUUCAAUGCCCACCAACUCAAAACGUGGUUGUGGGGGAUAUAUACUCCCCAUCCCAAGGGAUCUAUGCCCCUGGCUGAAGAUGUACCUUGGCACGCUGAGUUUCAGAAGGAGCGAGACAAAGAGGACAGUAACUAUGGCAGAUAUGAGACACUGGAAUGCGAUUUUCAAUUCCCCAAACCAGUCCCGAGCAGGUUUGGAGCUGGCUGAGGGAAGCAAGAUAGUUCUGAAGAACCCAGAAACUGGGUUGAAAGUCAAGAUCGAAAUGCCCAAGGAAGGACUUUUCAAACGCUUGACGAGGUCUUCUACCAGACGAAGCACAACGAGGGCAGAGGGGCAGGAGGCGCAACACCGACCUCCUCCAGUGCCCCCGCGAGGUCGGCAGACAAACGAGAAGCUCCGUGAGGACGAAUACCAGGACUUGAUAUUUGACAAAGGGAGCGGAGGUCGAGUGGAAAGCAAUCACGCCCGUCGAUUGGGGCCUAUAGAGACCCCCGGGACCCCGACAGAAGAUAUUGGCCUGUACGAUUCGCCGACCUACCAGAGGGGACCAGUGUCCGCAGAGAAGGCUAAGUUCCCUGAAUUCAGAAACAUGCCCUUGUGUGAAGACCGUGCUUUGAAUCUGCAGUGCGCAGGUCCCAACCAUCUUGUUCAUAGGGCUGACGAGACUUACAUGCCCCCAGUUUCUCCGCAGAACGACUCUGAGCUUAACACAGACAUUGACGACGAAGUUUAUGAGGUGCCCGAAGAAGCCGACUGUGACUCACAGCUUGAGAACAGCUUCGGAGAAAACAUGGAAAAGGCGUACAGACAGCUGCGUCAAGACUACAUAAAUAUGAGAGUUGAAGCGGGCUGCCCCAGGGACAAACAGACAGGCGCUCCCGUCAACAACGACAUUAGUCCAGUCCCGACACCUGACUACUGGAUCAGUUGAAGGGCAAAAUGGCGCAAAACAGGAGACACGGAGACACAACAGGAGUGGGGACAAUUAUAGUUUUCACUCCGUAACAAGACUCAGUUAUUUCAUGUAAUCUAUAUGAAAGCAAGUGCUGUGUAACGGGAAAGAAUCUACACGACGUGGAUCUUGUUUAAGUCGUUAACGUAGGUAAUUUUUUUUAUGGACCACUUAGUCCAGUGGAUAUUUAUUAAGCAGCAGGAGGUUGAUAAUUGUCCUGUCUACAGUUAUAUUAAUGUAGCUCACUAACUUCUGGCCAGCUGACCUGCUGCUUAAUAGGUGGAUCAAUAAUUUGUUCCAAGCAGCUCAAUAAAUAGGGUCAUGCGCAGCAUAAGAUUCCAUCAGUACUUUGGUUCUGUGCACCACUGUUUGCAUCACAAUUAAGAAAAGUGUGUCUUUUUUGGUUCUUUUCUCAUUAAUCGUACACCUCCCAUUCAAUGACAAGGUCACCGCUGCACAUUGAAGUGGAAAAGAAGUCCUGACAUCCAACCGGACGAGAACCAGUUUCGGCGGUCUAACACCCGUGAAAAUGGUUAAGAGGGUUGGACACAUUGAAAAUUGUCAUUUAACUAGUAGAAAAACCUCGUUUGCAUAGUUUGGGCUACUGUACAAAGAAAGCGCAGCAUUAUACUCCGGAAGCAAUUACGGUAAAAGCCAAAAUAAAAACAGACCAAAAUACCUAAACAAUUGUAAUUUAAAAGGAAAUAAACUGAAAGCAAUAACCUGCUUUAACGAAAGAUUCUAAUGUCUUAUGUAACCUUUACUGACAAGAACUGUGUCAGGUCAACUUGACUGAAUCAAGAGUCCAUCGACUGCAUGCAGCUCUUUGCAACUUUCAAUGCACGUAAGAACGGGCAAUGAAAACAAACGUGAAUGAACAAGGGGACCUGGGAACGAUAGUGCCCGAAGUGAAAGGUUGUGAAUAUAUAUAUAUAUAUAUUUUUACCAAUCACCCAGUGACUUUUCCUAAGUAUUACUUGACGAGUACAAAGGCAAAAUUUCGGCAUGGGUGUUUCUUCCAGUAAAAGGAAUCAUUCUUCCAAAAAUUAUCGAGCCUGAUCGGACGGCCCCAUGUAAAAUCCACAUAGGCAGGCCGCACGAGGGUUCCAGAAGCUCACUGAGUGGCCUUUACUUUCAGGCUCUAUUAAUACAUAGCUCACCCAGAUCAGGACCCAACUGAUUUCUUUUACCCUCGUGCGCUUUGAAGGAACCUAAUUUGUUUUUUUGUUUUUUGUUUUUUUGCUCUCCAGAAAUUCCUCUUACACCAGAAAUAGCUUCAAUAAUUUCAGUGGGUUUUUUAGUGAAAAAAAAUGCAAAAGUGAGAUCAAAUGAUGUGUCCCUAUCAAUUUAAAGAUUUUGCCUCUAUAUGCCAUCUGCGCGCGUGCGCUUCUAAAUAAGAAUUUGUUAGUGGAAAGGUCUAUUUUUGUGUGGCACAAAAAGCGCACGCAUGUGCUACACGGUCAUAAGUGUACCAGACCAAAACACCUACUUGUCAAGUCAUUGGACAAGCCGAGACACGCGGCCAUGUAAUACCUGCGCCGACUGAUAUAGCGCACGACUAUGAAACGGCUUGUCAUCAAGACUAAUUGUAGUCUUGUGACGUUCAGCUCCAAUUUAGGGUUCAGGUGUUACGGAUAUGUGAUACGGGCUGCUAUGUGUCUAAGGUGGGCCGAUUGCACUCUUUUAUUUUUUGCUAUAAAUACCCUACAUAGGAGGUAUCUGCGUUAGAUCUUUGAGAGGAAAGAGACUCGCAACGCUCGCGUGUGUCGGAGUUACAAAAGUUAAAAAUGUAAUCAGAAAAGUUGGAACUGGAUUUUUUGUUAGCUAGCGCUGAGGAGCCCAUGUCUGUAACAUUUAGUGUUGUGUUUAUAAAUACCUUUUUCUCGAAGAAUGACAUAAUGGAAGAAUAAUGGAGAUUUGUGUAUUAAUUUUUCCAGUGGACUCAUCUCUUUCUGCCUGUUAAGAGUUCAGUCCUUCCCUUUGCUGAGGAUUACCAGUACACAGGGUUAACUGAUUAGUAUGAGAAUCGUGACAGUUUGUAUCUGGUUGAGCUCACACGGCAUAUCCGUCCUUGAGGGAACGGAACAAUAUAAACGUCAAGGAAGCCAGGACGAGUUCCUGUUGUGCACAACUCAUUUUGUUAAUUGUGUGUUUUUUUUUAUCCCCUUCUGUUGUAAGGAUCUCAAUCUACCAGUCUUACAGAGCUGUAUUUGUUUUUAGGAAUGCUGUAUUUUUUUACAGAACAGUCUUACACUACGAUCCGUACGACAUGAAUACCCAUGUUAUUGUAUUCACGGUGCGGGCAAAACACUACUAUUCGAGUUCCCAGUAAUAUCCAAUAGGCCUAACUUGAGUCGGAUGCCCGCAGUCUUAAGUGAAUCGUUUUCCUGAUCAUUGUUGAAUAAAAUUUUGGUCGAAAGAGGUACCUCGUAAAGCGUUUAUUUUCACCCCUGUCUGGCUGUCGAAAAGAUUACGUUUACAGGUAAGACCAUACAAAAUUUGAACACUCUUGCAAACCAAAACGAAAACGGAACAAUUAAAAUGGGCAACAGCGUGUGGUGUGAACACGGGACCUAACUACAACAUUAAAGCGUGGAGAAUUCUGUCAACACUAUGCACCAAAAACUGCUUUAAGAAACACCAUUUUCUAACGAACAAUCGAACAAAGUUAGUUUUAAAACGCUUAAACACAUAAGUGCAUUUAGAAGUGAACGUGUUUCACAUAAAAAAGUGUUUAUCAUAGGGACCAUAGAAGCCUGUUUAAAGCAGCUUAAAAUGCGAAUUCCACAGUUUUCCCCAAUACUCUUUCGUGCCGAUGAAAUUCAAAUCUCAUGUUUUAAGUGGUUAAUUUAAACUGAUAUAACCGUAUGAAAUAUAGAUGCAGAAUGUAUAUUUACUUGACUAAUCCCAUUAAGAAUAAACACCGUGUUAAGACAAAAGGGUUUAGCACACGACUAGUGUGCGUUGUAUGUACAUGUACAGGCACGAAUGGGAAUGUGUAAUUCAAUCUCUUUCCGCGUCCCCCGCACGUCUGCGGGCUGUUGUGAGUUGCAAAUGUAGAGAAAUCGGACUGUUCAGAGUUGCAUUUUAUUCGUUUGUUACACAGGUUAUCAGAAUCUCGGAUGAGUGAUAAUUUUCUGGAAAAAAAAUAAACAAUAUGUGUUCAUGUGUUAGGUCGUAGCAGUUGGCUUGCCACUCUCCAUGACACUCUGUAUGACUUGAACACAUGUAUGCCAUCGAUACCCGAUAACGUGAAGUUAAUAAAUACUCUAUCCUUUAUAACGUGUCAAAAUGUAAAAAACAAGUGUUUUAGCCUCCACACGUAUUUAGGCAUUUAGGUAAUAAACACACAAACAGGUUUAUAAUUUAAAAGGUGUUUAAAAAGCUAACACAUGCUAAACAACUCCAUGUAUUUAAUCAUAAACAAGCUGCGUUUAUUAAAUGAAAUAGAGUGUUCAGCAUACAAAUGCGUCGUAGCCUGUAUGUUUAUUUAUAAACAUGUCAAAAUAAAAAUGUUUAAAAAGUGUUAUAGAUCUGAGUUUAAAUGCAUUUCGAAGUUAAACGCUUAAUUGGGUGUUUACAUUGUUGAAGAAAGUGCUUAAUAUUCAAAAUUCUAAUUAGCUUAGAAAACCAGAAUGUAUAAUUUACUUAUUACAGACAAAGUCUGCUUAUUUUACGCAAUCCUGAGCCGACUCUGAACCAACCCCAGCCUCUGGUUCUUGUUAGGUCGGACAAAUGACGUUACAGGUGCAUAAUCAGAGUUCCAAAAGCGCUGAACCAAUGAUAAAAGCUGAACCACAAUUAUGUUUCGCUUUGCCCAAACAUGCUCCUGAAAUCGAAAUAGACCAAACCCAUUAAAUUGCAUUGAUUGAAGGAGGCUCCAUUGAGAGACUGAGAUGUGCUUGCUGUCGUCUCACUUUUCGAGAAGCAUACCUCCUUCUAUUCAAAUCCUCUUAGUGAGUGCCACUGGUUUUGAAACAUGUCUUCUUCCAAAUUAGCUCGCACAUUCCAAAAUUUAAUAUUCGACCACAAAUACAGCCUAGAAGUUGACCCUAUGGUGGCGCGCUUCUGGAACCGUUGAAUAGGAAAAAAACCGCGCAACAAUUUCAGAAUUUGUACUUUUUCCCCGAUCGUUUACUUCAUACAAAAUCUCCUCAGAAAAAGGCCUUUAUAAAAUAGUUACUAGAAUACGAAUUUACAAAAACUAGAAAAUUACGUUGGCCUGAAAGAUAAAUAUCCUGCCAGAAUGUGACCGCUCACUUCCGAAAACCUUAACUACAUAAAGACCAGUGCAGUUUGGUGAUUUUUUCUUUUUGUACGCAGAUAAACAGUAACAAAAUUA
Molecule: messenger RNA, 5351 nt
Organism: Acanthaster planci (crown-of-thorns starfish)
Lineage: Eukaryota; Metazoa; Echinodermata; Asteroidea; Valvatida; Acanthasteridae
Source: RefSeq, a predicted model, not a curated record